Sphenostylis stenocarpa is the source of this 714-nucleotide messenger RNA. The record is from the annotation of a GenBank genome assembly. Lineage: Eukaryota; Viridiplantae; Streptophyta; Magnoliopsida; Fabales; Fabaceae.
AUGAGUUCAAACGAAGGUUCACGGAGAUUACAAGCUUUGAUUAAUCACAUCAAGAGUUCGUAUUCCGCUCCCAUCAACACCUACAUUGCGGAUAAACCCAUCGUUUUGAAGAAGAGAGCGGCAGUUCUGGUCUGUAUCUUCGAAGGCAUCGAUGGGAGUUUGCGAGUAAUCCUCACCAAGCGCUCUUCCUCUCUCUCAACCCACUCAGGUGAAGUGGCUUUACCAGGUGGCAAGAGAGACGAAGGCGAUGCUGACGAUGUACAGACAGCGUUGAGAGAGGCCAAGGAGGAGAUUGGCUUGGAACCUUCUCUUGUUUCUGUCGUUACUAUUCUCCAACCCCUUCAUACUAGGUAUGGUGUCACCGUCAUACCUGUGCUUGGAAUACUGACAGACAAGGAUGCAUUUUCACCAAUUUUAAACUCGGCUGAAGUAGAAGAAAUAUUUUAUGCUCCAUUGGAUAUGUUCCUCAAGAAUGAUAACAGAAGAGCUGAGGAAAGAGAAUGGAUGGAGGAGAAGUAUCUUCUGCAUUAUUUUGAUUAUGAGGUUGGGAAUAAGAAGUAUGUGAUUUGGGCUAUAACUGCUUCAAUCUUAAUUAGGACGGCUACUCUUUUACUUCAGCGGUUCCCUGAUUUUCUAGAGCAGAGACCUACAAUAUGGGGAGGGAUGACCGAAGGUGACAAGAUCAGACUGCAAAAUAGUUCCAAUUCCAAAUAA